GGUCGACUAUGCGGGAAGGAAAGAAGAAGCAGACUGUGUAAAAGGUUAGACAAGACAGCAGCCGAAUCAAACGAGAUCAGGAGCCUGCAUUCGUUUAUGACUGACUUGGAAAAAGGUCAGCUAUCUAUGAAAAGGGAGUUGAAGGGUGAUAUUAACGACUUGAGGACAACAGUGCAGUCGUUUAGGGACCUGUUGAUUGGGAGGUUCGGUGGAAACUCUGAAAAUGGCAGAAAGGAGAAGAAUGACGAUAAAGUCGAAGUUGUGAACUUAAGCUCGGAUAGCUCGUUUUCCUUGGCAACAAGGAGUAAACAUGAGACGAAAAGCACAGUCAGCAGGAGAAAGGGGAAAGCGGUUAGAAAGUCUCCAAUUAGGUUGCGGAGUCCUAUUUGGACCCGGAAAGAUCCCGAGAGGACUAAUGCCAAAAUAAAGGUGAUCGGCCUUCAUCACUACAAAGUCCCUAUCAAAAAGGGAUCAGUGGUUGAUCAGCCACGUUUUUUAUCCAUUCAAGGAUGAAAGUGAGGCGCUGGUUAGAUCUCCAUGGUUUCAUCUAACCCGUGGAGAGUUUAAGGUAUUAGUGCCGGAAAUACCAUUGUCUACUCAGGUGAUCACUAUGUGCGUUGACUUGUUAACGGUGCCGGAGUUGGAAAAUGAAAAACCUAUGAAUUGGUUCUUACCACCGGCAUUUGCUGUGGCCUGUGCAACCGGAGAUCGCGUUUUUGCUUACCCUGAGAAAAGAAUUAAAACAGUGUACUGCUCUGGGGACUUCAAUGAUUGUGAGAAGGCAAAGGAACUGGACUCGAUCUUUUUUGAAGCAGUCAUGAGGAGAUUCGAAGCCAAGAUGUUUUGCACUUUCACCAUCGUAGAGGUGGUCAAUGCUCCGGGGCAAGAGAAUGGGUAUGUUUAUUGAUGAGGACGUCAAUGGGCCAGUCACACGUGCUAAGGCAAGGACGUUGAAGGAGAAGCUUGCGACAUAUUUGGAUAGCUACUUUGGAGCCAUGGAUGUUGAGCUAUUUCGAGGGAAGCCAUAUAUGAUGAUUCGAGUGAAGGAAGAAGGAGGAAGUGCUGAAGAGAAGGCAGAUUGCAAGAAGCAGCCUUAACGGGUUUGCUUAACGGGUCCAGCCUUAACGGGUCCAGGCUUAACGGUUUGGGCUUAACGAGUUUGCUGGCUGUUUCCGAGUUUCCUUGUUUUAAAGUCGGUUUAUGAUUGUUUUUCCAUGUUGGAGUCGGAUUUGGGUUGUACUUUGCCUAUUUAAAGGGCUGAACACGUUG
Molecule: messenger RNA, 1269 nt
Organism: Linum tenue
Lineage: Eukaryota; Viridiplantae; Streptophyta; Magnoliopsida; Malpighiales; Linaceae
Source: the annotation of a GenBank genome assembly